This is a messenger RNA of Vollenhovia emeryi, 5380 nucleotides long. It is a transcript of the gene tho2, whose product is annotated as THO complex subunit 2. Gene Ontology annotation, biological process: mRNA export from nucleus; mRNA processing. The coding region runs from base 268 to 4668 and encodes 1466 amino acids. Gene Ontology annotation, cellular component: THO complex part of transcription export complex. NCBI's taxonomy places the organism in Eukaryota, Metazoa, Arthropoda, Insecta, Hymenoptera, Formicidae. Gene Ontology annotation, molecular function: mRNA binding. The record is from RefSeq and is a predicted model, not a curated record. The transcript has 26 exons.
CAUUUCCGCAUUGGUGAGCGACUUCCGAUUAGCUACCGCCGCUGCCGCUGCGCGUUCUCCCCCACUCCUCUACCAAUAGGACUACGCGCCAUACUUCCGUGGCUUCGUGGACGCGCUACGCUGCUAGCUUCGCACAGUGGCGAAUCGAAGGGAAAAAAUACGUACUCUCUGCCCGUUAACCUGCGAUGUCGAGUUGAUUUUUAACUUUGACUUUAACCCGCCUCACGCUCGCAGCUCCAUUUUUUUUAACGGACCGGAGCGCUAAAUAUGGCCAGCAAAGUAUGGCAUACAGAAUUGUGGAAGUCAUGGGAUAAGCAUGGGAAAAACGAUUUCCUCAAGCUUAUCAAGCACAAAUUUAAGGAAGGCAACACACCAGAAUGGAGACGCGGAUUAUACGAAUUAAUAUCAAAUGGAAUCCAUGGAAACGUAAAAAAGGACAGUGUAGUUCAGACACUAGGUGAACUUAUGAGUUUCGAUGGCUCCAUACCAUCUGCAAUAGUAGACAUAAUUACUUUAAUUGAUGCGGAGGUGCACAAUGAAGAAAGGAACAACUUUUACUGUAUCGUGAAAGAGUCUGAGAAGUUUUUGCCCGAUAGACUGUUGAAAGAACGUUUAGAGAUUGAAACUUUGCAAGAUGUAGGGACGUUGAAAAACAAAAACUUUCAAACCAAGUUUAUAAAAGUAAAAACCAAGUUGUAUUAUAAGCAGAGGAAAUUUAAUUUAUUUCGUGAAGAGAGCGAGGGUUACUCCAAGCUCGUUGUAGAAUUGAAUCAGGAGCGUCCAGACAGUGAGGUGGCGUCGACCCUGGAAAUUGUUAAAUCCCUUAUCGGUUAUUUCAAUCUUGAUCCUAAUAGAGUACUCGACAUCUUACUAGAAACUUUUGAAAAUCGACCGCAAGACGACGCUCUAUUUAUUCCCUUAAUACGUUCGUACAUGAGCGAUCAGCAGGUACUUUGUGAGGUGUUAGGAUUCAAGUACUGCUCCACCAUCAACACCACGCCGUUCUCGCUGCAGAAGGUCACCGCGCUCAUGCUGCAGCACGGUGUGAUCAAACUGGACGACAUAUUACCUUGGCUAGUGCCAGACGAUAAAACUAUCAUAUCAGAUCAUGAGCAGGUAAUGAAGCAGGCCAAGGAAUACGUGCGGAAAUUGAGCGUGAUCUCGACGAAGGACAAAGAGGAAGUUGUAGAAGAGAAGGAAAAUGCACAGGACAAGUACGCGAGCAAUCAAAAGUUUGGAUUAUGUGAAGCGCUUCUGGAAAUUGGAGCUUGGGAAGUGGCACAAAGUUUAUUCAAUCGCUUACCGGACUACUGUUUUACGGAUCAACGCCCCAUAGCUCUAGCAUUGUGCAAAAUGAUUCAGUCUCUUAUCGAACUGGUGUACAGAAAGCAUUGUAUUGUCUCCCCCAAAUUACCGGGUCGUAAAGUGCCUCCGUUAAAGAGUACCCUCGCGCCGCCGUCGUUACGCGAUCUGGAGGACAUUCAUAACUACUUGCUGCCAAUGCUGAUCGUACUUGGUCCGAAUCUACACCAGGAUCCUAUUCUAAUGUACAAAGUGAUGAGACUGUGUUACGCCGCUAUCAAGCACUGUCCGCUUGACGCGAGCAAGCAACCAUUGAACAAGAACUGCAGCCUCUACUACGAUGUACUGACGAUACUCGACGUCGCGCUGCUACCAUCCCUGUCCUUCAUGGACUGCAACUGUUGUGUCGCCGAGGAGCUAUGGAACAUCCUCAAGUACUAUCCCUAUCAGAAUCGCUAUUGCCUGUAUGCGCGCUGGAAGAAUGACACGCCGUUACAGCAUGCCGCAUUGCUGCGGAAACGUGCGGAUGCUCAAAAGAAGAUCAAGUCAAUCAUGAAGCGCGUGAGCAAGGAAACGAUCAAGCCGGUUGGCCGUUCAAUAGGCAAGCUUACGCAUUCCUCACCGGGUGUAUUAUUCGAUUAUGUCCUAAUACAGAUCCAGUUGUAUGACAACCUGAUAGGACCUGUGGUGGACUCCUUAAAAUACUUGACAAACAUCUCGUACGAUGUGUUGGGGUAUUGUCUCGUGGAGGCAUUGGCAGGUGCCGACAGAGACAGAUUUAAACACGAUGGUACCAGUAUAUCCUUGUGGCUGCAAUCUCUGGCUUCUUUUUGCGGGGCGAUAUUUAAGAAGUAUAACAUCGAAUUAACAGGGUUGCUACAGUAUGUAGCAAAUCAACUUAAAGCUCAAAAGAGCCUAGAUCUAUUAAUAUUAAAAGAAAUAGUACAAAAAAUGGCUGGUAUCGAGGCGGCCGAAGAAAUGACGUCUGAUCAACUGGAUGCUAUGGCAGGCGGAGAUCUGUUGAAAAACGAGGCCGGUUACUUUAGUCAAGUCCGCAACACGAAGAAGUCCUCGCAGCGUUUAAAGGAAGCUCUCUCCGAGCACAGUCUCGCGGUUGCUCUGUGCUUAUUAAUGGCACAGCAGAAACACUGCGUCGUUUAUAGAGAGACAGAUAAAUCUCAUUUGAAACUCGUCGGCAAGUUGUACGAUCAGUGCCAGGAUACGUUGGUGCAAUUCGGGACUUUCCUGGGCUCGACCAUGACGGUGGACGAAUAUGUGGACCGAUUACCCUCGAUCCAUUCUAUGCUCCAGGACAAUCACAUCCACGCGGAUGUUGCAUUCUUUCUGGCGCGGCCAAUGUUUGCGCAUGCCAUAAAUAUAAAAUAUGAUGCUCUUCGUAAAGCUGAUCCGAAUUAUAAGAAAAUGUCCACGGCUAUGAAGCAAUUAAAGUACGCGGAAGCCGCGCAAGCCGUCAUGGCACCUGUCGCUCAGUCCGUCAGGCCAUUGCAUCCUCUAAAAGUUUGGGAGGACAUAUCGCCGCAAUUCUUAGUCACAUUUUGGUCUCUAUCGAUGUACGAUUUGUACGUGCCAGUGGAAAGCUAUCAAAGGGAAAUCAGCAAGUUGAAGCAACUUGCAGCGCAAACCGCCGAUUCCAAAGACCUGAAUGUAAGUAAAGGAAAGAAAGAACAAGAAAGAUAUACCACUCUUAUCGAGAAGCUACAGGACGAAAAGAAGAAGCAAGACGAACAUGUUGAAAAAGUUUUUGCGUACCUGAGACAAGAAAAGGAUACAUGGUUUUUGUCACGAAGCGCUAAGUCUGCGAAAAACGAGACGAUAACGCAAUUUCUACAGUUGUGCCUAUUCCCGCGAUGUACAUUCACAACUGUGGACGCCAUGUACUGUGCGAAAUUUGUACAUACCAUCCACUCUCUGAAGACUGCAAAUUUUUCAACUCUUCUUUGCUACGAUCGUCUUUUCUGUGAUAUUACAUAUUCAGUCACUUCGUGCACAGAGAACGAAGCAAAUCGAUAUGGCAGAUUUUUAUGCGCCAUGCUGGAAACUGUGAUGCGAUGGCAUUCCGAGAAAGCCAUAUUUGAUAAGGAAUGCAGUAAUUAUCCCGGUUUCGUGACCAAGUUCCGUGUGAGCAAUCAAUUUUCCGAAGCGAAUGACAUGGUCGGAUUUGAAAAUUAUAGACACGUGUGUCACAAAUGGCACUAUAAGAUCACAAAGGCUAUUGUGGUGUGUCUAGAUUCUAAGGAUUAUGUGCAAAUAAGGAAUUCUUUGAUAAUAUUGAUAAAGAUAUUGCCACAUUUUCCUGUCUUGGCAAAACUCUCUCAGAUCCUUGAACGUAAGGUGGAGAAGGUGAGGGAAGAAGAGCGUGGUCAGCGUCAGGACUUGCACGUUUUGGCCACAUCAUACAGCGGACAGUUAAAAGCUAAAACUCCCAGUAUGAUACGCGAAUCAGACUUCCACUAUGUGGGCGAUAAGGCUGGUAAGACACAACAAGAUACAACGAGUAGUGAAACGAGUGAAAAAGUUAGUAAUGGAGUAGCAGUGAAGGAAAAUAACAACGGAGACGCUCGGCCGGAAAAGGAAAACAAGGAGCAGCGAGAAAAGCGAAGUUCCUCUAAUCAAACGCAUCACGAAAACUCUGAGAAGUUUAGAAAGAAGGAAGACAGUAAGGAUGUUUUGGAAGCAAAAGAGAAAUACGUGAAAAAAGAAGAGGUGAAAGACGAUGAGGGAUUAGAUAAAAAGGAUCGCAAAUAUUAUAAGGAAGAGCACUAUUAUAGCGGUGGUGUAGACAAUUUAGACCGAGACCUUUCCAGUGUGUCAAAUAGUAGUGCUAGUUCGGGUCCUACACCAGAAGGUCCUGAGAGAGUUCCAGAUGUAAAAAGAAGAAAAGUAGAGAGCGCUCCAAAGCAGGAAGGAAGACGCACGGAGGCUGUUCUCGAUAAGAAAGAACGUUCCAGUAAAGGGAAAGCACGCGACGAACAGAAAGAGUUGCGUAGGGAAAAGAAACAGGGACGGAAAAGGGAUCGAGCAGAGGAAUCCAUAGCAACCACUGAACAAAAACGAAGAAAAGAUGACGAGAGAGCCAAAGGCACACAUCAAAACGGUGACAUUCCUGAACAUAGAGAAAAGCAUCAUUACAGUAAGGUCAGUAACAUCAAUUUAGCACUUUUUAUGAUGAUAUUAUUAAACGGUUCAACUUCUAUUCAAAACGUACUCGACUGUUUCUUUCCUCUUGAAUUCUUUGAUUUUUGUUUCGUUAAUUUUCGUUUACAUUUUGAUUAUUUCUACUUUUCUCUGCUUACUUGUUUCUUAUUGAAAUUUGUUGUAAUUUACAUUAGGCGGAAGAAUAUCUAGAAUAAUUCAAUAUUUUAUCUUGAUUUUCAGCUUUUGUUAUUCUAAAAUAUAUUACAAUUUUUAUUAUUUUAUUAUUGCAUACUGUUCUGCAUUCGUACAUUGUUUUAACAUUCACAUAUUCGCUAACAUUUUGGGAUAUUUAGUGUAGGACAAGUUCUUAGCUAGAAGAAAUACAACAUAAUUUGUUAACAAUACGAAAAUGUUAAACAAGAAAAUAUUAAUGCAUUUGUGAAAGUUUUACAAAUUCGUAGAAAAAGAUAUAAAAUACAUUAGCUCUACGUCUUAUGACACAUGUAUAUUUUCGAUUUUUUAUAGUAUACUUCGAUGAGAUUUAUUACACAUCGUAUAUCAUGAGAUUUCUAACAUAUAAAUUGCAAUUAUUUUUAUAGCGCUGUGUAACUAGCCGACUUGUUUUAUGAAAACUUAAUCAAGUUAUUAUUUUCUUAACAAUUUUCUAUUACUUCAUAGUUGAUAAAGAUGUCUACUUCGGGUACGUUAAAAGGACGAAAUGGGCGGCAAUAGCAAAAACAAGAAAGUAUAGAUGUCAAUUACCCUCCUCUUCCCCCUCCAAUAUCAGUCGCAAGAAAUCAUGGCAUUCGGGAGACUUAUUCAAGAAUGUAUUUUCAGGAAAAAUCUCCAUACGCAAAGGAUCGUCCGCAUGAACGUGAGGGCCGAGAAAGCCGUGACAAACAAUAUCCUUUUCUAUAGCUUU